Molecule: messenger RNA, 1869 nt
Organism: Aquila chrysaetos chrysaetos
Lineage: Eukaryota; Metazoa; Chordata; Aves; Accipitriformes; Accipitridae
Product: vitamin D 25-hydroxylase
Exons: 5
Coding region: 589-1734 (381 amino acids)
Biological process (GO): xenobiotic metabolic process
Cellular component (GO): intracellular membrane-bounded organelle; cytoplasm
Molecular function (GO): heme binding; oxidoreductase activity, acting on paired donors, with incorporation or reduction of molecular oxygen, reduced flavin or flavoprotein as one donor, and incorporation of one atom of oxygen; iron ion binding
Source: RefSeq, a predicted model, not a curated record
ACCUCCAGGGAGGGUGGCUCAACCCCUUCCCUGGGCAGCCUGUUCCAAUGCUUGACAACCCUUUUGGUGACAAUGCAGUUGUCACAGAAUGCAUAAUUAGGCUAACACUAUUUCAUAUUGUGGAGGUCAACAGCACUGAGAUGAAGGAAAAACUAGAGAUUUGUAUAGGUAAAAAUACAGAUUUAUAACGCUAAGAAAAAGCAUGGAAAGGGAUACAGGAUUUCAAUCUUGAGUUUAGCCUCGUUUUUAAUUUUUAAAACUUAGGUUAAGAUUUUCAUUUUGUUUAUCCUGUAUGUGCCUUCUGCAGGAUGUAUUGCAUCUUUCUCCAAAGCAUCUAGUGCUAACCACUUCUGGAAACGGGAGAUGGGACUAGCUGGGCUAUGCUGUCAUUUGUUGGCUGUCAUCACGGCUCUCACUUCUAUCAUCUGAUGGUUCUUUGGGAGCCUGUGCAAAAUCUUCAGUCUUGAUCUUGGAGGUAUAUCUGCUAUUGUCCUGAAUGGCUAUGAUGCAGUAAAAGAAUGCCUUGUUCAUCAAAGUGAAAUUUUUGCUGACAGACCGUCUCUUCCCUUGUUUAAGAAGCUGACAAACAUGGGAGGCUUACUGAACAGUAAAUAUGGCAGAGGAUGGACAGAACACCGCAAAUUAGCUGUAAAUACCUUUCGAAUUUUUGGAUAUGGUCAAAGGUCCUUUGAACACAAAAUUUCAGAAGAAUCUAUAUUUUUUCUUGAUGCCAUUGAUACAUACAAAGGCAGACCAUUUGAUCUUAAGCACUUGAUAACAAAUGCUGUUUCAAACAUUACUAAUUUGAUUAUUUUUGGAGAACGUUUUACAUAUGAAGAUACUGAAUUUCAGCACAUGAUUGAGAUUUUUAGUGAAAAUAUUGAAUUAGCUGCUAGUGCUUCUGUAUUUUUAUAUAACGCUUUUCCUUGGAUUGGUAUCUUGCCAUUUGGGAAACACCAGCAGCUGUUUAAAAAUGCAGCUGAAGUCUAUGACUUUCUUCAUGAGCUUAUUGAACGUGUCUCUGAAAACAGGAAGCCUCAGUCACCUCGACAUUUUGUAGAUGCAUAUUUAGAUGAGAUGGAUUGCAAUGAAAAUGAUCCAGAAUCUACAUAUUCAAGAGAAAACUUAAUUUUCUCUGUUGGAGAACUCAUCAUAGCUGGCACAGAAACCACAACAAAUGUUUUAAGAUGGGCAGUGUUAUUUAUGGCUCUUUAUCCAAACAUUCAAGGGCAAGUUCAAAAAGAAAUCGAUUUAGUCAUCGGCCCAAACAAAAUGCCUGCCUUAGAAGAGAAAUGCAAAAUGCCAUACACUGAGGCUGUUCUACAUGAAGUUCUAAGAUUCUGUAAUAUAGCUCCACUAGGUAUUUUUCACGCAACUUCCAAAGAUACUGUUGUGCGUGGUUACUCUAUUCCUGAAGGCACUACAGUCAUUACAAACCUCUACUCUGUUCAUUUUGAUGAAAAAUACUGGAGCAAUCCAGAAGUGUUUUGUCCUGAGAGAUUUUUGGACAGCAGCGGACAGUUUGUCAAGAAAGAUGCAUUUAUUCCUUUUUCACUAGGAAGAAGACAUUGUCUUGGAGAACAGCUAGCUCGAAUGGAAAUGUUUUUGUUUUUCACUUCAUUGCUACAACGAUUUCACCUGUGUUUUCCUCAUGGCGUGAUUCCAGAUCUCAAACCAAGAUUAGGCAUGACAUUACAACCAGAACCAUACCUCAUCUGUGCGGAAAGACGGUGAAGAGAAGGGUCUAGAUUGUGGAUCAGGUGGAGCACAAUGCUCCAAGUUGCAGCUGAGGAUCCACUUUGCCUUCUAUUUCUAAAUGCGUUCAUGUCAGAACAACAAAAAUUUAAAGGACUUGCAGAUAAAUUUUGA